AUGCCUGGGAGGAUUCGUCGGACGCUCAAGAACACCAGCCUGGCCGGCAAAACAGCCAUUAUCACUGGGGGCAACAAAGGCCUUGGUUUUGAAGUUGCCAGGCAGUUUCUACUGCUUAAAGUAUCGCGGUUGAUCAUCACCACACGCGAUGAGGCCAAGGGUAGAGCCGCAGUGGCAGCCCUCAGCAGCGAUCCAGAAGUAGUCGCAGCCUGGGCCCAGGAAGACAACAGCCUCAAUAUCGAAUAUUACCUGUUGGAGAUCGAGGACUACAAGUCCGGUCUUCUGUUUAUCCAAAAGGUCACAGAGAACGUCCUUGAGCUCGAUUUCUUGGUGCUGAACGCCGGAGUGAACAUCUUCGAGUAUCAAACCAGCAUCAGCGGUCAUGAGAAGGUCAUGCAAGUCAACUGCUACACCCACUUCCUUCUCGUUAUCCACCUCUCGGUACUGAUGCGCAAGUCAUCCAAGAGGAUCAACACCCCCGGCCACAUCACCCUCGUUGGCUCCUUCUCCCAUGAACAGCACACUUUCGAGGAGAUCCCAAUUGCCGCCAACCAGAGAAUCUUGGACUACUACGAUGACAAGAGCAACUUUCGCCGUUUCAGACGCUAUCAGGAUAGCAAGUUUGUUAUCAAUGCUUUUGUACAGCAAAUGGCUAGUAUGUUGCUUCCAAAUGAGGUCAUCCUCAACAAUGUUUGCCCUGGUGUCAUUGAGACCAGUAUUAAUCAGAACAUGCCCUUGUGGGCCAAACCUUUCAUGUGGGUGUAUACCAAGAGGUACAAACGCCCUUUGCUUGAGGGGGCACGGCUCAUUGUCAAGGCUGCUGUGGCUGUUGGUCAGGAGAGCCAUGGUUUGUUUCUUCAGAAGGGUGUGAUGGGUCGGGGUGCGCCAUUCCUGGAUCGAGAAGUUGGUCGCGAUUUCCGACGGCGGCUGUGGAGAGAGGUGGUCAUAGAUCUGCUUUGUGCCGACUCUCGGCUUGGAAUCGAACGUCUCCUGCGAAAUCACCUUAUGAUGGAAAGGGGAGAAUGGGAGUGA
Molecule: messenger RNA, 1032 nt
Organism: Penicillium nucicola
Lineage: Eukaryota; Fungi; Ascomycota; Eurotiomycetes; Eurotiales; Aspergillaceae
Exons: 3
Coding region: 1-1032 (343 amino acids)
Source: RefSeq, a predicted model, not a curated record